Messenger RNA from Lachancea dasiensis, 681 nucleotides. The record is from the annotation of a GenBank genome assembly. Lineage: Eukaryota; Fungi; Ascomycota; Saccharomycetes; Saccharomycetales; Saccharomycetaceae.
AUGGCAUCGGGCGCGGAUGAUUUGCAUGCUCACGGGUUUGUAAACAAAAUCAUCAGUUCGUGGAACCAAUUGAAUACGAUGAAACGUAAUAGUGUUUUUGAGACUGAAAACGACAUCAACUAUUGUGCAAUUCCGGUUCGUACCGCCCCCACACUGAUAUCUUCAAACACUUUGAGAAGAGCUGAACGGGUUAAACGCUCACUAAAAAGAGCAGGGUGCUUGCUGGACGUAAAAGUUAGGUCCCCUAGUAAGCCUUCGCUUAAUGAGGCGAGCAGGGCUGAUGAACGCUCGAGAUUAUUUCCUUCUUUGAGUGGGCAGUGGACUGACUCAUUGAAAGAAAUCAGUAGUCCGAGAGAAAAUAAUGCCAGGGGCAAACAAAAGUAUACUGCUGCAAUUGAGCAGCCCAAAGACAUAGUAAGCUCAAGACAGCCUCUAAAAAAUUUGGUAAUUGAUCCUAGAGAUUAUUUAUCUCCAGAAGAAAUGGAGAAUGGGGGUUUUUACAUCUCUUUAAGCGCGGAGUCUAGUCCCCGGACAAUAUCUCACCAUAUCAGAACUGUUUCUCAGGUGGCUUUGAAGGAAAUGAUCAUGGGAAAUGAGGAGAUGAUAGGGAGCAUCGGAGGAUCUUUGAAGGAUGGGAAUUUUUUUCAUUCGAAAGUGAAAUGGACCUGCUACAUCAACUAG